Musca domestica (house fly) is the source of this 1175-nucleotide messenger RNA. Its product is annotated as endonuclease G, mitochondrial. The transcript is spliced from 2 exons. Gene Ontology annotation, molecular function: nucleic acid binding; metal ion binding; RNA endonuclease activity. Bases 100 to 1047 code for a protein of 315 amino acids. The record is from RefSeq and is a predicted model, not a curated record. NCBI's taxonomy places the organism in Eukaryota, Metazoa, Arthropoda, Insecta, Diptera, Muscidae. Gene Ontology annotation, cellular component: mitochondrial inner membrane; nucleus. Gene Ontology annotation, biological process: apoptotic DNA fragmentation.
UUCUAAAAUCACUUGCUGAAGGAAGGCGGUUAUUACUUCACGUGCACUGCCGAAGAGUCAUUUAUUGCUCGAGAUUGUUUAGAAAAAUUCUAGAAUAUAAUGAAUAAACGUGUUGCUGGAACACUAUUUGCCGUCACCUCUGCCGCCUUAGGUUCCUAUUAUUAUGGAGGUUAUCAGGAAAGAAAGAAAAUAAGUCAACUGUUGCCUUUACAACAAGCCGAACUCUUGCAUAAGCAUUCUCAAAAGCCAGCAUUUCCAUUAUUUGCCAGCGUCUCAGCUGCCGUACCUGCCACCACUACAGAUGUUAAUCUAACUGCCACACCACAAAGAGUGGGAGAAAUAAUGAAAUAUGGUUUCCCCAGUUUGGAUUCAGUACGUUCCUAUUCCGAUUUUGUUCUUAGCUAUGACCGCAGAAACCGUGUUCCGAACUGGGUAUUUGAACACAUAACAGCAGAAUCGAUAGCUAAAAAUGAGAAUGUUGAUCGCUCGAAAUGUGACUUUAAAGUCGACGAGAGCAUUCAUCCCUAUUUUCAGUCACAAAAUUCUGAUUACCGGCGUUCGGGUUUCGAUCGUGGACAUAUGGCAGCAGCCGGUAAUCACAAACGCCAUCAAAAGCAUUGUGAGGAUACCUUCUAUCUGACGAAUAUGGCACCACAAGUUGGUCAGGGGUUUAAUCGUGAUUCAUGGGAACGUUUGGAGUCCCAUACACGUGCAUUAACGAAAGUCUAUACCAACGUUUAUGUUUGCACGGGUCCAUUGUAUUUACCCAAACAGGAAGACGAUGGCAAAAAAUAUGUAAAAUACCAAGUAAUUGGGAAUAAUAAUGUUGCUGUUCCCACACACUUCUAUAAAGUUAUUGUUGGUGAAACAUCCGAUAAUCAUUUGGAAAUGGAAUCCUAUGUAAUGCCAAAUCAAGUGAUAAGCGAUGAUACGCCAUUAUCAGUGUUCCAGGUGCCACCUGAGUCAGUUGAACGGGCGGCCGGUCUAUUAUUCUUCGACAAAAUCAAUAAGAAACAACUGCGCAAAAUCAAUGGCAAAAAAGUUUAAAACGCAGAAGAUAUUUUUUUCUUGUUUUGUUAUUUAUUAUUGUAUAUGAUUGUGUAAAUUUUUCAUUUUUUUUCAACUCCAGUGCAAAUUAGACUAUUAAGAAUAAAUACAAAUGAUUUUAAACCCCA